AUGGAACAAGGAAACCAAACCAGUGUCUCCGAAUUUCUCCUCUUGGCCUUUUCAAGAUGGCCAGAGUGGCAGGCUCUCCUCUUUGCACUUUUCCUGUGCCUCUACUUAACAGGGCUGCUUGGAAACUUGCUCAUCUUGCUGGCUAUUGUCUCAGACCACCGCCUCCACACACCCAUGUAUUUCUUCCUUGCCAAUCUGUCUGCAGUAGACCUCUGCCUGCCUUCAUCUACAGUUCCCAAGAUGCUGCUGAACAUCCAGGCACAGACUCAGACCAUCUCCUAUCCUGGAUGCCUGGCUCAGAUGUAUUUCUGUAUGAUGUUUGCCAACAUGGACAAUUUCCUUCUCACAGUGAUGGCAUAUGACCGUUUUGUGGCCAUCUGUCAUCCUUUGCGUUACUCCACCAUCAUGAGCCAGUGCCUUUGUGCCUCUCUGGUGGCUGUGCCAUGGAUCCUUGCCACUUUGAAUGCCCUCUUGCACACCCUCACGCUUGCCCGUCUGCACUUCUGCUCUAACAACAUGAUCCACCAUUUCUUCUGUGAUAUCAACUCUCUCCUCCCCCUCUCCUGUUCCAACACCAGUCUCAAUCAGUUCAUAGUUCUGGCUGCAGUGGGGCUUAUUUUUGUGGUACCUUCGGGGUGUAUCCUGGCAUCCUACAGCCUCAUCAUCUUUGCUGUGAUGAAAAUCCCUUCCACCCAAGGAAAACUCAAAGCUUUCUCCACCUGUGGAUCUCAUCUUGCCUUGGUCAUUCUUUUCUAUGGAACAAUCACAGGGGUCUAUAUGAGUCCCUCAUCCAACCGUUCAACUGAAAAAGACUCAGCUGCAUCAGUGGUCUUCAUGGUUGUAGUCCCUAUGUUGAACCCUUUCAUAUACAGUCUAAGGAACAAUGAGCUAAAGGGGGCAUUAAAGAAAGCUGUAAGCCAGACCAAAAUCUUCUCCCAGUAA
Prionailurus viverrinus (fishing cat) is the source of this 942-nucleotide messenger RNA. RefSeq names its product putative olfactory receptor 1F12P. The record is from RefSeq and is a predicted model, not a curated record. The coding region runs from base 1 to 942 and encodes 313 amino acids. NCBI's taxonomy places the organism in Eukaryota, Metazoa, Chordata, Mammalia, Carnivora, Felidae. Gene Ontology annotation, biological process: G protein-coupled receptor signaling pathway. Gene Ontology annotation, molecular function: olfactory receptor activity; G protein-coupled receptor activity. Gene Ontology annotation, cellular component: membrane. The transcript has a single exon.